UCUUCCACUACCAGAUCUCUCAAAACCCUAAAUCUUCGCAAAAUUUUCGAAACUCAUUCUUCUUCUUUGCUCUCCAUUUUGAUUUUGUGAUCUAUGGAAACUGUGAAUCUGGAGCAAGCUACUGCGUUGCAGAAUAUCAAGCUUCAUCUUCUCGGCGAACUCUCUCCGUUGCCGACGAAUUUGGCCUUUGAUAAUCUUUGCGUCUCGUCUUCGGAUCGGUCGAUGAGUUCCGGUGCUUCUUCUUCUUCUACCUCGAACUGUCCUCUUACAAUCUCUGAUUAUUUCAAUUCGGAUGAAAAUUUUGAAUUCUCCUCUGAUUUUAUACGGUGCGAGUUGUCGAUGUCGUCAAACGACGAUUUCUUCGGAUUCGAGAUGAAACCUAACGUAAUCGACCUAACCACAAUGAAUUCCGCGGAAUCUAUUGAAUUCGAGACGAAACCGUUUGUUUUCAAUGAUUCGAGUUCUAGUUCGAGUUCGAGUUCGAUUUCUCUGUAUAGCAAUAGUUCGUUUGAAGUUGAAUCGAAGACUAAUUUGAUGAGUCAGGCAGCGAAUUCGAAUCGGAAACGAGCGAAUUUGAAAAUCUCGCUUCCGAAUAAGACGACGCAAUGGAUCAAUUUCGACACGGCGGAGAAGAAGAAUCCGGUUGUGAUACAGAGGAGUAAGGAUCUUGAGGCGGAGAGGAAAGUUCACUACAGAGGCGUUCGACAGAGGCCUUGGGGAAAAUUCGCGGCGGAGAUUAGGGAUCCGAAUCGUCGUGGAUCUAGAGUUUGGCUUGGAACUUUUGAGACAGCAAUUGAAGCGGCGAGAGCGUACGAUCGCGCUGCCUUCAAGCUUCGAGGAUCGAAGGCGAUUUUAAACUUUCCGUUGGAAGCGACGAACUCUUACUCGGAACCGAUGGCCGCUGGAAAGCGGCAGAGGGAGGAGGAAGUGGGAGAGGUGGUUGAAGCGGUAGCGUUGAAGAAAGAGAAGGUGGAGGAGGUGAACCCGGCCUCCGUCCCCGCCGCGGACGUCGGUUACCUGAAAGAUAUGCCGUUAACGCCGUCAAUUUGGUCGAUGGUUUGGGACUGUGAAACGAAAGGAGUUUUCAAUAUUCCGCCGUUGUCGCCGUUAUCUCCACAUCCCGCGUUUGGUUUUUCACAGCUUGUAGUUGCAUAAAAUUGCCCCUUUCUUUUCUUUAAACCAAUGAGAAAUAUUUGUUUAUUGGUAA
Molecule: messenger RNA, 1207 nt
Organism: Cucurbita pepo subsp. pepo (vegetable marrow)
Lineage: Eukaryota; Viridiplantae; Streptophyta; Magnoliopsida; Cucurbitales; Cucurbitaceae
Product: ethylene-responsive transcription factor 5-like
Biological process (GO): regulation of DNA-templated transcription; ethylene-activated signaling pathway
Molecular function (GO): DNA-binding transcription factor activity; DNA binding
Source: RefSeq, a predicted model, not a curated record